GUCGCCCGCCGCCGCCAUCGGGAUUUACACGCUCAAACUGCGGCGCCUCAAACUCUGGGGCUUCUUCGUGCGCCGCCUUUGCCGCCGAGGGAGAUAGCGGGCGGGCUGCCGCGGCCCAGGCUGGACGCGCCGAGGACAUGGAAGUUUUCUCCCUCAUCCUGCUCGUGUCCCUGUGCUGGGCUCGAACCUGGAGAGCGGCGGCUGCGGAUUCAAUCAUUCACAUCGGGGCGAUUUUUGAUGAGUCUGCCAAAAAGGAUGAGGAAGUUUUUCGAAUGGCAGUUGCUGAUCUCAACCAGAAUGAUGAAAUCCUACAGACGGAGAAAAUCACGUGUUCUGUGACCUUUGUGGAUGGCAACAACCCCUUUCAGGCAGUUCAAGAAGCCUGCGACCUCAUGAACCAGGGCAUCCUGGCCCUCGUCAGCUCCAUCGGCUGCACGUCGGCCGGCUCGCUGCAGUCGCUGGCGGACGCCAUGCACAUCCCUCACCUCUUCAUCCAGCGCGCGCCGGCGGGCACGCCGCGCAGCGGCUGCGGCCUCACGCGCAGCAGCCGCAACGACGACUACACGCUCGCCGUGCGGCCCCCCGUCUACCUCAACGACGUCAUCUUGCGGGUGGUCACCGAGUACGCCUGGCAGAAGUUCAUCGUCUUCUACGACGUCGAGUACGAUAUCCGCGGCAUACAAGAGUUUCUGGACAAAGUGUCCCAGCAAGGCAUGGACGUGGCCUUGCAGAAGGUGGAAAACAACAUCAAUAAAAUGAUCACGGGGCUCUUUGCCACCAUGAGGAUCGAGGAGCUGAACCGGUACAGGGAUACUCUGCGACGGGCCAUCCUGGUCAUGAACCCCGCCACUGCCAAAUCAUUCAUUACAGAGGUCGUGGAGACGAAUUUGGUUGCUUUCGACUGUCACUGGAUCAUUAUAAAUGAGGAGAUAAGCGACGCGGACGUGCAGGAGCUGGUGCGCAGGUCCAUCGGGAGGCUGACCAUCAUCCGGCAGACGUUUCCUGUCCCCCAGAACRUCAGUCAGCGCUGUUUCCGUGGCAACCACCGCAUCUCCUCCUCGCUGUGCGAUCCGAAGGACCCCUUCUCCCAGAGCAUGGAGAUCUCCAACCUGUACAUCUACGACACGGUGCUGCUGCUGGCCAACGCCUUCCACAAGAAGCUGGAGGACAGAAAGUGGCACAGCAUGGCCAGCCUGACCUGCAUCAGGAAGAACUCSAAGCCCUGGCAGGGAGGACGCUCCAUGCUGGACACCAUCAAGAAGGGUGGAGUAAACGGCUUGACUGGAGAACUCGAAUUUGCAGAAAAUGGGGGGAAUCCCAAUGUUCACUUUGAAAUUCUGGGGACCAAUUAUGGAGAAGAUCUUGGCAGAGGAGUCCGCAAGCUCGGCUGCUGGAAUCCUGUCACCGGCCUCAAYGGCUCCCUGACGGACAGGAAGCUGGAGAACAACAUGCGAGGGGUCGUGCUGCGCGUGGUGACCGUGCUGGAAGAGCCRUUUGUCAUGGUGUCUGAAAACGUUCUGGGGAAACCCAAGAAAUACCAGGGCUUCUCGAUAGAUGUGUUGGAAGCUUUGGCCAAUUACCUUGGCUUCAAAUACGAAAUAUACGUUGCACCGGACCACAAGUAUGGAAGUCCUCAGGAUGACGGAUCAUGGAAUGGACUGAUAGGAGAACUAGUAUUUAAGAGAGCUGACAUAGGGAUCUCUGCCUUAACCAUCACCCCCGAUCGGGAGAAUGUGGUGGACUUCACCACCCGCUACAUGGACUAUUCAGUGGGAGUGCUGCUUCGGAAGGCCGAGAAGACAGUGGACAUGUUUGCCUGCUUGGCGCCGUUCGACCUCUCCCUGUGGGCCUGCAUAGCGGGCACGGUGCUGCUCGUCGGGCUCCUGGUCUACCUCUUGAACUGGCUCAACCCGCCGCGCCUCCAGAUGGGAUCCAUGACCUCCACCACGCUCUACAACUCCAUGUGGUUCGUGUACGGAUCCUUUGUGCAACAAGGAGGGGAAGUGCCAUACACAACGCUGGCGACCCGGCUGAUGAUGGGAGCUUGGUGGCUUUUUGCUUUGAUCGUUAUCUCGUCCUACACAGCAAACCUGGCAGCUUUCCUCACCAUCACUCGCAUAGAGAACUCCAUCCAGUCUCUCCAGGACCUCUCCAGGCAGACGGAUAUUCCUUACGGCACGGUGCUGGACUCCGCCGUCUACGAGCACGUCCGGGUGAAAGGGAUGAAUCCUUUUGAGAGGGACAGCAUGUAUUCCCAAAUGUGGCGCAUGAUUAACCGAAGUAAYGGCUCCGAGAACAACGUUUUGGAAUCGACCGCGGGCAUCCAAAAGGUGAAGCACGGGAACUACGCCUUCGUGUGGGAUGCGGCGGUGCUGGAGUACGUGGCCAUCAACGACGCCGACUGCUCCUUCUAUACGGUGGGGAACACGGUGGCGGACAGAGGGUACGGAAUCGCUCUGCAGCACGGCAGCCCCUACCGGGAUGUCUUCUCCCAAAGGAUCCUGGAGCUGCAGCAGAACGGGGACAUGGACCUCCUGAAGCACAAGUGGUGGCCCAAGAACGGCCAGUGCGACCUCUACUCCUCCGUGGACGCCAAGCAGAAAGGCGGUGCCCUGGACAUAAAAAGUUUUGCAGGGGUUUUCUGUAUCCUCGCCGCUGGGAUUGUCCUAUCCUGUUUCAUUGCAAUGUUGGAAACGUGGUGGAAUAAAAGGAAAGGCUCCCGGGUUCCUUCAAAAGAGGACGACAAGGAGAUCGACCUGGAGCACCUGCACAGGCGCGUGAACAGCCUCUGCACGGACGACGACAGUCCCCACAAGCAGUUCUCCACCUCGUCGAUCGACUUGACCCCGCUGGACAUUGACACUUUGCCCACGCGCCAAGCGCUGGAGCAGAUCAGUGACUUCAGAAACACUCACAUCACCACGACCACCUUCAUACCCGAGCAGAUCCAGACUCUGAGCCGCACUCUGUCCGCCAAAGCCGCCUCCGGCUUCUCCUUCGGCAGCGUCCCCGAGCACCGAACUGGCCCUUUCAGGCACAGGGCGCCCAACGGCGGCUUCUUCAGGAGCCCCAUCAAAACCAUGUCGUCCAUCCCCUACCAACCCACGCCGACGCUGGGGCUCAACCUGGGCAACGACCCGGACCGAGGCACCUCCAUAUGAGUGUCGCACCGCGGUCCCUCAGCGCCUCUUUUCUAGGACUCCCUCCGCGAGGAGCAGCUGUGAUGUUGUGGGACUAACAUGGAUGUAACCUUUGCUGUUUUCCUCUUUUGGUUUUUUGUUUUGUUCUUUCUGUUCUGACGUUUGGUUUGUAAGAAAAGAAUGAGGAUUAUUAGUAACUCCUCCUCCUCYGAUCUACUCUCUCAGCCUGGUCUCCUCCUCCUCCUCCUCCUCUAUCUCCUUUUAUUCUCUUUACUACUUGAAUCACUUAUUCUUUGGCUUAUUACUCGCCCCCAUUAGGUUUUGUUACUUCAGGCUUUUCAUAUAAUUUAAGUAGAGCAAACAUGUAGUGAUUAAUGCAUAAAAAAAAAAAAAGGAAAAAAAAAUGAGGAUUACUUUGCAGAAGGGCAUUUGUUCCUCCUCCCCCACUGCCUUUUUUAAUGUAAUUGCAAUAACUUAAGUCCUGUGCAUUUAUUCUGCUGCAUCCAGUCAGCGCUCCACUGCUGUGCAUCCUUUUAACUGUGGACCAAAGGCAAACCCUGCAGUUAAAAAAUAAAUAAAUAAAAAUAAAUAAAAAAGGCAAAAAGAAUUUAAAAAAAAAAGAAAAAAGAAAAGCUAGAGGAAGUUAAAAAGACAAUUCAGGCCCUGUAAUAUGAGAAUGCAAUUUUGUAGGAUUACAAAAAGCCAUUACUAUGCCAGUAAAGACUACAGUUAAAUCUACUUUUGCACUGCAACAGUGCAUAUGACCUUUAUGUGAUUGUACAGUGUUAAAAGUUUUUCUUAUGUACAGUAAACUGUAUCAUAUGGCAAUGCCUCUGUUGUGUUAAAUAAACUAGUAUCUUAUACAUAUAUAUAUACAUAUAUACGCAGGUAUGUAUAUAUAUAUACAUGUAUAUAUAGCUAUAAAAUGGCAGCCGUUGCUAUUGCAAUUCAUUUAAUAAAGCUUUAGUAAAGAUGUGUUGUAUACGGGAAGGAUGUACAGCGCAGGGGGUCUUUUCAUUUAGAAAAGACAGGUUGCUUUAAUGUUAUUCUGGCUUGCAUUGUUUGCCAACAGAGCGUAUUUUAUACUUUUUUAUUAGAACAUCCGGGACAAUUAAUUGUUUGUACCUCGAUGUAACUCAUUUGAUUAGGUUUAGCAUUGGCUGCUGAGCAUCGUAUAAGGCUAACCGUGAUAAUUUUAAUUAAUUAGAAGAAUGGAAAACUCUUAGGUCUACCAUGUUCAUGAGCGACUAAUAUUAGCUCUAGAGAAGUUUAAAUGCAGAACAAAGGUUAAUAAAUUGUUUUCCAAAUCAUUACAGCUGAUCGAUACGAUAAUGGUGUUAGUGGAGGAAAAGAAAGCCCUUGAGAAAUACUGAUGUGGCCUUAAUUACAAUCACAUAUUGCUCUAAGGAAAAAAUAAAUGUAUAUGAACAGGCGCUCAUUUUAACCCGUUACACGUUAAGUUAGAUUUAGAGGAGCUACAUGUUUCUUACAUUAGUGCCAACUGUAUAGAGCAAAAGAGAGAACAGCAGUGAGAGCAAAACCAGUGCCCACUUUGGCACCUGCUUUGUGAAGUAACACUGUUACCUGUUAGAAACGUAGGAAGAGCUUUCGAUUUGUAAUCCUUAAAACUAAAAUUGCGUUUCAGUAGAAAGCAAGCGGUUUAUCCUGCAAGUUCUUUGAUUUCGUUUUGGGUUUUUUUGUUUGUUUGUUUGUUUUUUUGUUUUCUUUUUUUAACGCAACCAUGCACUUAUUUUAACCUAACUCAUUCUUUGGCUAGGAUUACUAGGAAUCAGCCUCUGUGAUUUGCUUUAGGAUAAAUUAAAAGGUAUAUUCUUCAGAUYUAUUCUAUUUUGAUGCUAAUUCUGUUCUGGGGGAGCAUCUUGUACUGUCACUGUUUUUUGUACUAAAUCUUCAAAUCUUGUCUACUGUGUAAGGCAGAACAAAUUCUUAUCGUGCAAAAGGCCAUUUUGUUUCCGGGGAAGGAAGUGUCUAAAAGCAUGCACGACUUGCUUCC
Molecule: messenger RNA, 5154 nt
Organism: Nothoprocta perdicaria
Lineage: Eukaryota; Metazoa; Chordata; Aves; Tinamiformes; Tinamidae
Gene: GRID2
Product: glutamate ionotropic receptor delta type subunit 2
Exons: 16
Coding region: 138-3161 (1007 amino acids)
Biological process (GO): monoatomic ion transport; modulation of chemical synaptic transmission; synaptic transmission, glutamatergic
Cellular component (GO): plasma membrane; postsynaptic membrane
Molecular function (GO): transmitter-gated monoatomic ion channel activity involved in regulation of postsynaptic membrane potential; glutamate-gated receptor activity
Source: RefSeq, a predicted model, not a curated record